Oryctolagus cuniculus (rabbit) is the source of this 6849-nucleotide messenger RNA. The record is from RefSeq and is a predicted model, not a curated record. NCBI's taxonomy places the organism in Eukaryota, Metazoa, Chordata, Mammalia, Lagomorpha, Leporidae.
GUCUGGGAUGCGUCACUUAGAUCCAGUUGAAUUCAUGAGCCAGUGGCUUCAAAUUGAUUGAAAGCCUCAAGAACUUCUCCUUUUUCAGAUCAGUCUUAUGUGCAGCUCAAAGAUCAGAAUACAUGGUGACCCGUGCUAAUAGUAACGACAGACAGUUUGAUAGUUCUGUGUGUCAGGAAUAGUUCUGAGGGCUUUGUGUAGGUGCUAACUUUCUUAAACCCCACAACAGACUCCAUGUGUUGAUUAUUAUUAUUAUUAUCCCUAAUUUACAGAUGAGAAAACUGAGGCUUAAAAGGAACUUAAACCAGAGUCAUACACAUAUGCAAAUCCCUGGUGAAGCUAGAAUUCAAACCCCAACAAUCUGGCUCCAGUUUCUGCACUCUUAACUAUUUUAUCAAACUGUCUUUAACCAGGAGAAAUGAAUGGUGUUGUAGUCAUAUGUCUAAAUCCCUUCACAGCUAAGCAGCUGCUAAGAUCUGUUCUUUCCGUAUUUAUCAUAUUUUAUUCAACUGGCCCCUUUGUUGUCAUUCCCGUUGUUGUGGCCAGGUUGGGACAAAAUUAGUAUCUCAGGUUCUUGCCUUUUACUUAGAGAAGAAUUCUAAGCCCAGGCACACACAGCAUGCAGCAUGGUAAGGUUUAUUUAGAAAGUGAGAGGAGUACACAGGCCCAUGAGGAACUCAUUUAGGAAGAGUGGGCCAGGAAAGGUAAAAAGGGGAAUUUCAUACCCUGCUCUACUUGUCCGGGGUCCACGAGGUAAGGAGAGAGAAAAAAGAUCGCGCUCUCCCCUUCUCCAGGGUUCUUAUUAGCUUUGAAAAGAGGAGAGGUUACAUGGUACUGCCCCGGAGUCCCAGGUAAGGGGAGGUGCAUCAUUUUUUUUUUUUUUUAAGAUUUUGUUUAUUUACUUGAAAGAGUUACAGAGAAGCAGAGGCAAAGAGAGAGAGAGAUGGAAGUCUUCCAUCUGCUGGUUCACUCCCCAAAUGGCCAGAGCUGAGCUGAUCCAAAGCCAGGAGCUAGGAGCUUCUUCUGGGUCUCCCACAUGGGUAUAGGGGCCCAAGCACUUGGGCCACCUUCUAUUGCUUUCCCAGGCCAUAGCAGAGAGCUGGAUAGGAGGUGGAGCAGCCGGGACUUGAACUGAUGCCCAUAUGGGAUGCCGGCACUGCAGAUGGCCGUUUUAUCCACUACACCUCAGUGCCGGUCCAGGGAGAUACAUCCUGGAGAGGGGUCAUCUGAUUGAUGAUAGGAUUACAUGGGGGUGGGGAAGGUGUGGCCUGCAGCUCAUGAACUUAAUCUGUCUCGAUGACUUUUCCCAUUUCACCAUUGCCCUAGUUUAGAUCAUCAUCUUUUGCCUGAAUGAUUGCAGUUCUUACUAUAUCAUCUAUAGCAGAGGUUUUCAACUCUGGCUUUGUGUUAGAAUUCCCUAGAGAACUUUUUUAAAAUAUUGAAAUCUGGGCCACACUCCAGACCAAUUAAACGAGAAUUUCUGGGAAUGAGCCCUGAGUAACAGGACAGUGUAAAAUCUUCCCAACUGCUGCUGAUGAACAGGAACAUUGAGGCCCACAGUCAGUCUAUAGCUUCUCCCCAUUCCUGUCUGCAUGGUCUACUAUGUUCAGAUUGGAGAUCAGGCAUCUCUCUAUGCAGAACUUUGAGUAGUUCCCAUCAGUUAAGUUAUUGAUACUCCAGGGUGUGUCGUCUCUCAGUUUUAGCAUCAUCUGCAAUGUUAUAAAUGCACUCUCAGGCCCUAUCCCAGACCUACCAUAGCCGGAUACCCAUGUGAUUUGUGUACAUGUUGAAAUUUGAAAAGUGCUGCUAUAUUCACCAAGAUGCACACUUCUUGGCUUAGUCUUCAAGCCCUUCUAGCAUACCUGGCCUUGACCAGCUUUCCAAUGUUAUUUUUUGUCUCUGUUCUACCUCACCUUAGCCAAAUAGAACAUUCACUCCAGUAGGUUGUGGCCAUCAUGUUAUUUGAAUUUCUGUGCCUAAUCUUCACAUCUCUGCAUGUCUAAGCCGUAUCUGUGUUGUAGGGCCCAUCUCGUAUGUUCGCUCUUUCAAGAAGAAAGGCCCAUCUCAUAUACUCUCCCCUCUUGAAGAAAGAAUGCCCUUCAGCUUCUGAAUUCUUACAACAUUUUAUUUGGUCUUCUCUUAGGGCAUUCAGCAUUGUUUGACUUAUCUUCCCUUAUAUUAUGUUUGUCUGAGUCAUCUUUUAGUGUCCCCCAGUGCCUAGCUUAAUAUGUGGUAUAUAGUAGUUACUGAUUAAAUGUUGUAGAUUGGGUAAAGGAAUGAGUGAAUUUAAGAAUUAAUACCAUGGUCUGGGGAAGGGGCGGCAGGCGCCAUGUCCGGCCGGGAAGGUGGCAAGAAGAAGCCCCUGAAACAACCCAAGAAGCAGGCCAAGGAGAUGGAUGAGGAAGAUAAGUAUUUCAAGCAAAAACAGAAAGAGGAGCAGAAGAAACUCGAGGAGCUAAAAGCGAAGGCGGCGGGGAAGGGCCCCCUGGCCACAGGUGGAAUUAAGAAAUCUGGCAAAAAGUAAGCUGUUCCUUGUGCCUGAAGUGAUGACGCCUUUGAUUGCAUUCCUAGCUAAACAUCUCGAUUCCCGGCCGUAACAUCUUAUGCCACCCGUAGUUAGAAUGAAGUGUUAAGAGUUUAAGUGUUAACUUGGAGCCUGUUGUACAUUUACAAAUAAAAUUUUGUAAAAAGGGGAAUAAACCCCACUGUACUGUAGCUCACUGUCUUAGUUGUUUUCACUCAGCCACUCCCAGCUGUGAAUUUAAAGUAAACCCAGCUGAGAACCCUUCCAGAGUCUGCUCUUUGCUCUCCAAAUUCUGUGUCACCUGGAAUUAAACCACGGCAUUGGAAAGGCAAAAAAAAAAAAAAAAAAAAAGAAUACCAAAAAUAUCUUAUUUUAUCCUAUUUUGUUUUUUUUUUAUUGCUCUAAAAAUGGUGUGCAAAUUGUCCUUUACAAACCAACUCAGAGCAAUGUCUGGAGGUUAGGAAUGAGAAUGUCAUCCUGCUAACACUCAACACAAGCCAGCAGGAAGAUUUCCUCCCGAGGUUUUCUCCCUCAGAGUCCCUUAUCUUUCCCAAGUUCUAUUCUUUUCUGAUAAGAGAAUCAUCUGAUAAUAAAAUGUUAUUUUAGUGUGUGAUAAAUUAAGACUGGAGGGAGGAAUCAUUUACAUUAGAAAAUGAUUCAGAGUUGGAUUUGUUCUGUUAGUAAGCUCCCCUUAAGUUUAAAAUAACAUUUGAGUUUUAGUACUAUAUCAUAUUCUCAGCUUAAGGACAUAUUUAUUACGAAUUAAGGUAGAGAUAUGUUAGUCUCCUAAGUCAUCUGAAUGGUUCUGAUUAAAAUCAUAUGCAAGGAACACUCUUUUCUUCAAGGCUGGAAGAAUUUAUUUCCCUUCUGGUAAAGCUGGCACCUGCUGUCAUUUUCUUUUCAAUAACCAGUGAAUAUUUAUUGGACCAACUUUGUGCUCAGUGGAAUAAGGUGUUGGAAUACACAAGUGAAGUUUAUUGUGUGUAUCCACAGGGGGUUCAUAUCUGGUUGGGGAGAAGAGUUUUUGAAUACAGGAAACUGUAGAGGAUAAAGCAGUAGUAAACUUAUUAAGAGAUCAUUGGUGUUCUCUAGAGCAUUGUUCUGAUAAGAGAUCAGAGAUAGGUAAAGGAUCAAGAAUACUCAUGAGCGUUUUCAUGAAGUAAGAGGGACUUAGAUUAAACUUCAAAGGUAGAUUUGUGAAGAAGAGAGAACAGUAUGUACAAGUGAGAGGGUGAAGGAAUGUUUGGUGGUAAGAUGGUAUGGGGGCUAGUGUGGGACCCAGCUUCAUUAAACAGGUUCUAGGGCAGGAGUUUGGUGCAUCAGUUUUGGUACAGCAUCCCAUAGUGCAGUGCUAGGAUACAAGUCUCUGUUCCUUUCCUGACUCCAACUUCCUGCCAAAGUGUACCCUAGGAUGCAGCAGAUGAUGGCUCAGGUAAUUGAAUCCCUACCACCCACAUGAGAGACCUCUCUCUCUCUCUCUCUCUUUCUUUCUCUUUGCCUCUCAAAUAAAAUAAAAAAGGGGAGAGAGAAGAUGCUUUUGCAUUCAUCCAACUAAUACCCAUUGUGUAUCCCUUGACCUCUUUUCAUUGGGUCUUGAAUAUAGCAGGGAAAAAGCACUGUCUCUUCUUAAAAUAGAACAAGGAAGAAAACAUUGGGCGAAUCACACAAUUAGAUCUAUAUAUUAAGUUGGAGUCAGUGCUGUGGAGGGAAAGUACACAGUGGUACAUGAACCUAGAAGAGGGGGACUUCUCCACUUCUUUUGCUGUCUUAUCAUGACUGCUUUACUCCAGUAGUGUCCUGUCUGAUCUUAUCCUGAGUAACAAUCUACUUACUGAACAAACCCCUUUUAAAUAUCUACUGAGUCUGAGUCUUUAAAAUGUGCUCUGGGUUGAUUCCUAUGGGGACUAAGAUAAGCUCUGGGAUUUCUGGUUAGCAGGGAAAAGAGGCAUGAAAAUUAUAUAAUGUGAAAAGGGCUUUAAUAGAAAUGUGAGAACAUAGAUUUUUUUAAGAUUUAUUUAUUCAUUUGAAAGGCAGAGUUACAGAGAGGCAGAGGCAGAGAGAGAUCCUUCCACUGGUUCACUCCCUGAGUGGCCACAACAGCUGGAGCUAGGUUGAUCUGAAGCUAGGAGCCAGGAGCUUCUUCUGGUUCUCCCAUAAGGGUGCAGAGCCCCAAGGACGUUUGCCAUCUGCUGCUUUCCCAGACUAUAGCAGAGAGCUGGAUCAGAAGUGGAGCAGCAGAACUCGAGUUAGCACCCAUAUGGGAUACCAACACUGUAGGCGGCAGCUUUACCUCCACAGCACUGUACCAGUUCCAGUCCUGGCUCCUCCACUUCCAAUCCAGCUGCCUGCUAAUGUGCUUGGGAAAGCAGUGGAAGAUGGCCCACAUGCUUGGGCCCCUGCACCCAUGUGGGAGACUAAGAAGAGGCUUCUGUCUUCAGCUUGGCCAGCCACGGCUGUUGCGGUCAUUUGGAGAGUGAACCAGUGUAUGAAAGGUCUCUCUAUCUCUUCCUCUCUCUUUGCAAUUCUAUCUUUCAAAUAAAUAAAUAAAAAUUUUUUUAAGUAGUAGAAGUUAUGGUCACAUAAGUAGAAUAAACCCAAAUGAUGGCUCCUUGACACCUAAUAGAGAAAUCAGAUUUGAUGUGGUAGUGUGGUAGUCAGCCCUCUGGGUUCUUGUAUGGUAAGAGAGACAGGAAGAAAAGUGUGGUGAAAGAAUGAAUAUUUAUGCUAGAGAAGGCUAACCUGGAGAGUUUUAGGGGUUAUCACAUAAUGUCAUAGCAAAAAAAUAAAAAAAAAAAAAUGAUUGAUGGAGAGGAAGGCAUGUAUUCAAGAAGUAUUUAAGAAACUAGACAGGACAAGAUGACUUGACUGAGUAAUGAACCAUAAUAAUCAAAAGUCAUCCAGUGUCUGUAAUCUGUUGACAUAGAAGAAUUGUGGCUCCUGUAAUAGAUGUGGGAUUGUUGAGGGAAGAUCUGUUUUGGAUGGUGAUCCUACUUUGGGCAUGUUGGGUUUACGGCCAUGGGACACCUGCAGGCAUCCAGGUGGAGCUGUACUGCUGAGGUAGGACGGUUUGACUGGGGAUAGCUGGAGGAAUCUUCGGUAUAAAAGUGAUUGUGGGGGCUGGCGCUGUGGCGUAGCCAGGAUGCCCUGGCCUGAAGCGCCGGCAUUCCAUGUAGGCACCAGUUCAAGUCCAGGCUGCUCCACUUCCGAUCCAGAUCUCUGCUGUGGCCUGGGAAGGCAGUGGAGGAUGGCCCAUGUGCUUGGGCCCCUGCACCCGUGAGGGAGACCCAGAGGAAGCUUCUGGCUCCUGGCUUCGGAUCGGCGCAGCUCUGGCCGUUGCGGCUGGCUGGGGAGUGAGUGAGCCAUCAAAUGGGGGACCUCUCCUCUCUCUGUGUAACUCCGACUUUCAAAUGAAUAGUAGGUAAAUCUUUAAAAAAAUUAAUUGUGGAAUAUAGGAAAAUAUAUGAACUCAGGAAAACAAAAGAGAACAAAAUCCAAGCUCAAGGCUUAGGGGACACCCAGUGUUAGAGGGUAGUGAAAGUUACUACUAGGAGAGUAGUGAAGUUACCUAAAGUGAGAAAGGUUUUUUUUUUUUGUUUGUUUGUUUUUAAUAAGAUUUUUUUUGUUUCAAGAUCUUCCAUCUUCCCAUUCACUCCCUAAAUGUUUAUAGUAGCCAAGUCUGGACCAGGCUGAAACCAGAAGCUAGGAACUCCAGCCUGGUAUCCCACAUGGGUGGCAGGAACCCAAGCACUUGGAUCUAUAACUGCCUUCCCAGGUGCAUUAACAGGGAGCUGGAUUGGAAGUGGAACAGCCAGAGCGUGAACCUGCUCUCCAAUAUAAGAUAUCAGCAUUUCAAGGGACGGCUUAACCCACUGUACCAUAAUACUAACUCUAAGAGAGACUUUUUUUUAAGGCAGUUAAAAGGAUAAAAGUUAUGUUAGGAUAGUGUUGUUUCAUAGACUAGAAGUGUUUGUAGUAGAUCUUUAAAAGUUAAUCCCAGCAAUUUCUUAUUGAUACUUUCUCAUGUAUAAAGCAUUGUGAGAGAUGCAAAGAUGACUAAAAUGAGCCCCAGCCCCAGGGAUUUUCAAUCAUUUAGAGUUUAGAGUUAGAAAUUACUGUUUUUCUAUAGUUCAAAAAUGCUCACAUAGUGGCAGUUUCAUGUGGUACCACCUAAUAGAAGAGACGAGACAUAAACUUUUGUAUGUAAUUUAUUCCUUAAAAUGUUUGUAGAAGUUAGAUGGUGAAAUGUCUAACUACAGUUUUAGCUGGGUCCUAUUAUAAGUAUUUAUAUGUAAAAUUUUGAAUCAUAUUCACAUGUUGUAUUUUCA